Molecule: messenger RNA, 879 nt
Organism: Parnassius mnemosyne (clouded apollo)
Lineage: Eukaryota; Metazoa; Arthropoda; Insecta; Lepidoptera; Papilionidae
Source: the annotation of a GenBank genome assembly
AUGGGGUUUGCUACAGUAAAGAUCAUAGUAGAACAAGUAUGUAACGCAAUUUGGAAGAAUUUGGUCCCUAUUGUAAUGCCCCAGCCUACAGAACAAAUGUGGAGAAAGAUUGCGAAAGGAUUCGAAAAUGUAUGGCAUUUUCCGAAUUGUAUUGGAGCAUUGGAUGGAAAACAUAUUUCUAUAAUAUGUCCAAUAAAUGCAGGAUCCACUUUUUAUAAUUAUAAAAAUGAGCAUUCUAUUGUACUGCUUGCACUUGUUGAUGCGCAUUAUAGAUUUAUUAUGGUAGAUGUAGGAGCGUAUGGCCGAAAUAGUGAUGGUGGCAUUUACCAAGAGUCGUUAAUGGGAAAAAUGUUUGAAAGCAGUCAAUUAAAUGUGCCACCGAAUAAACCUAUAAACCAAAAUACAGAACCUUUACCCUACACUAUUGUGGCAGACGCGGCAUUCCCACUGAAAACGUAUUUAUUAAAACCGUAUAGUAAAGCUAAAUUAGUUAACAAUAACCCAAAUAAAAUAUUUAAUUAUCGCUUAUCACGUGCUCGCCGUACUGUAGAAAAUGCAUUUGGAAUAUUACGAGCUAGAUUUAGAGUGUUUCAGGGACCUUUACAAGUACAACCAAACAUGGCGGACAAGAUCGUACUUGCUGCCUGCUGCCUUCAUAACUUUUUGACCCAAGACACACAGGAAACACAAGAAACUUUGAUGGAUGAAAGCGAGGUGAGCGACGGUAAUGGCUUAGUAGACAUCGAACCGUUAAAUAGAAAUCCAUCUCAAGAAGCUAUUCAAGUUCGUGAAGCAUAUAAAACAUAUUUUGUAAGUCCCCAGGGACAAGUUCCAUGGCAAAUGCAAGCUAUUACACAAGGUAGAACACGGUUUAAUUAA